Molecule: messenger RNA, 1311 nt
Organism: Diaporthe citri
Lineage: Eukaryota; Fungi; Ascomycota; Sordariomycetes; Diaporthales; Diaporthaceae
Exons: 1
Coding region: 1-1311 (436 amino acids)
Source: RefSeq, a predicted model, not a curated record
AUGCCAAUAUCCUUCCCCGGCGGUAGGAUUUCACAGCAGCAACAGCAGCAGCAAGCUGACACUCUCUCACAAGAAUCAUGGGUCGAGGUCGCAUCCCAGCCGUCUUCCUCCUCCCUCUCCUCCAUCGGUGACGAGAUCGUUACGACCGGUCUACGAGUCGGCGCCCAGUCGCACCCACCCCGAAGAAGACGUUUGCAACACCAUUACUAUCAGUCGAUGCAACAACAUGUUGUAAGCCACGCUGCUGCGCAGGCAGGCACGAGCAGUCAGGAUGAGUACGACGAGACAGAGAGCGAGGAGGAUCGCUUGAUGACUUCGUCCAACGAGAACAUGGGCGCUCGGCCGGGGAAUGGGAGUGUUGCUCUGCAACGGUCACAAACUGCGAUCGGCCCCAGCGCCGACUUGUCCGACUCGGAGGAGGAGGACGACAACGGUACUGCGCUGGGCAGGCCUUCACCCUCACAAGGCUUCCGCCCUCAGCCCAACGCCUUUACGCACCCGCCUGCUCACCUGAGCCACCGUAGCUACUCCACAAGCUCAGCAAUACCGCCCCAUCACCCCGCUGCCAGAGCGCAGUCGUAUUCCCACAGGUCACACAAUCGUGUCCGCUCAGGCUUUAUGUCGCCGGCCUACCAGGCAGACAACGACGCCGCCCUGCGUGCCUCCCUCACCACCCUGCUCUCCUGCGCCGCGGCAGCCAAGAGCCUGCCCGGAAGGCGAAACGUGGCCGCCGAGCCAUCGUCGGGGGAGCCGGUCAUGGGCGCGGGCGUCGGGCCGAGCAGCCAGCCGAUGGAACUGAGGCUGGUACCGGAGUCUGAGCUGGGGCCUGGAGGCUCGCCGGUGCACGUGUCUGCUGCGCCGAAAUCGUCGCCGCGGAUGCGCCAUCCCACAACACGUACGACGUCCAACUCUAGCGUGCAGAGCGCUCCCGCGUCCGUCUCGUCCAAGGAGGAGAAGGGCAAGAGAGCCGCCUCCCAGCCGAAAUCCCAGCGCGCGGCCAAGAAGAAGAAGGUGUCUGCGGCGGGCGUGGACGACAGCACUGUGACGUGGAUCAGCCCUGCCACUCUGACCUGGGUGCUGGGUACCGGGGUUGUACUCCUGGUUUCUGUUGUGGGAUUUGGUGCGGGUUUCGUCGUUGGGCGCGAGGUCGGCCGACAGGACGUCCUCAACACGAUGAGCGGUGGAGGUGCCCCGAUGAGCCCGGGUGCGAACACGACGUCAUGUGGUGGUGAAGUGAUCCGGAGUACCGGCAGCGGAACGCUUAGGAGGUGGCGCUGGGGGUCCGGGAUGGGGAGGCUCGUGAGUGCCUAG